AUGAAUUACGAAUUUGAGCGAGAGAUUGGUUUUAUCAAUAGCCAGCCGUCGCUCGCCGAGUGUCUGACAUCUUUUCCCCCUGUCGCUGAUACAUUUCAAAGUUCAUCAAUCAAGACCUCGACGCUUUCACACUCGACACUGAUUCCUCCUCCUUUUGAGCAGACCAUUCCCAGCCUGAACCCGGCCAGUCACGCUCGCCACGGCGCUGGCGGCCGCCCCAAGCCGAGCCCCGCGGGCAGCCGCGGCAGCCCCGUGCCCGCCGGCGCCCUGCAGCCGCCCGAGUACCCCUGGAUGAAGGAGAAGAAGGCGGCCAAGAAAACCGCGCUGCCUCCCGCCUCGGCCGCCGCCUCCGCCGCCGCCACCGGCCCUGCCUGCCUCAGCCACAAAGAAUCCCUGGACAUCGCGGACGGCAGCGGCGGGGGUUCCCGGCGCCUGCGAACUGCUUACACCAACACGCAGCUCUUAGAGCUGGAAAAGGAAUUUCAUUUCAACAAGUACCUCUGCAGGCCCCGGAGGGUGGAAAUCGCCGCGCUGCUGGAUUUGACGGAGAGACAAGUGAAAGUGUGGUUUCAGAACCGGAGGAUGAAGCACAAGAGGCAGACCCAGUGCAAGGAGAACCAAAACGGCGAGGGGAAACUGAAAGGCCUGGAGGACUCAGAGAAAGUGGAGGAGGACGAGGAGGAGAAGUCGCUCUUCGAGCAAGCCCUCAGCGUCUCUGGGGCCCUUCUGGAGAGGGAAGGGUACACUUUUCAGCAAAACGCCCUCUCGCAGCAGCAGGCUCCCAACGGACACAAUGGCGACUCCCAAAGUUUCCCUGUUUCGCCUUUAACCAGCAAUGAGAAAAAUCUGAAACAUUUUCAGCACCAGUCACCCACUGUUCCUAACUGCUUGUCAACAAUGGGCCAGAACUGUGGCUCGGGCCUAAACAAUGACAGUCCCGAGGCCCUCGAGGUCCCCUCUUUGCAGGACUUCAACGUCUUUUCCACAGAUUCCUGCCUGCAGCUUUCAGAUGCAGUCUCGCCCAGUUUACCAGGGUCCCUCGACAGUCCUGUAGAUAUUUCAGCUGACAGCUUUGACUUUUUUACAGACACACUCACCACAAUCGACUUGCAGCAUCUGAACUACUAA
Sorex araneus (European shrew) is the source of this 1128-nucleotide messenger RNA. It is a transcript of the gene HOXA2, whose product is annotated as homeobox A2. Gene Ontology annotation, biological process: regulation of DNA-templated transcription. The record is from RefSeq and is a predicted model, not a curated record. The transcript has 2 exons. Gene Ontology annotation, molecular function: DNA-binding transcription factor activity, RNA polymerase II-specific; DNA binding. NCBI's taxonomy places the organism in Eukaryota, Metazoa, Chordata, Mammalia, Eulipotyphla, Soricidae. Bases 1 to 1128 code for a protein of 375 amino acids.